UGAAACUACCUGACGCCAGUGAGAGGUAAGCAAGCUAAUAUUGUUGGCAAGGCAGAGUGCUUGGAAACAUCACCAACAGAACAGUCGGAUAACCUUCACAUGUGACUACUUUUUGUUAUUCUAAACAUAUGAUAUAAGGUCUUGAAAUUCCUCCUUUAUGGUUGCUGUAAUCUGUGGAGUUUUUAUAUUGAUUUUAUGUUAUAUGUACAUAUAUUCAUUGUGCCAAAAAUGAAUGCAGGAUUUGAUGUACUGAAAGCACUCGUCAAAUACCGGUUAAGAUAUUAGAAUGAAUUAUGUGAUGCUGUUCAAGUUCUGAGAGUCCGUAAUUAUUGUUGAAUGCUGUAUUGAUUGUUACCAGACGUUUAUGUUUUCAUUUGGUAAACUGAAACUUUAUUUUAUAUGCCUGGUAAAGUAAUUACUUUUAAUGUGAAGAAGAUUGUUUGUUAUAAGAAUAUUGAAAAGGAAACAAGAUUUUUGCAUAUAUGUGAGUUGUAGAAUCCUGUGAUUACAGAGAAUGUAGUUGGAUUGCAAAAGAGCUGCAUUUCAGUUCAAAAAUAAUAAUAUGUGAAAUUCAAGCUUAACUUGGUCCCCUUUUGAAGUGUAUGUGGGAGUACGCUGAAAUACUUGGAAGCAGACAGUCGAUCAGGAAACUUGAAAUAUUUUGGUAUAACCUUUUGUCUUUGUAUUAAGACCCAUCCCUAUGAGUUAAACCAGACCCAGAACCUGCGAGUUUGAUUAUCAAGGUUAAAAUGGAAGCUAAGGAUCCAUUAUCAUUUUCUUCUGUCAAGCCUGAAAAUGAAAAUUGUAUGGAUAACCCAAGUUCAGUUACAGAUCAUAAUGAUGGCUCAUUGCUGUUAGGCCCAUCAGUUAAGGUCGAGGUCAAGGCUGACCCGGAAGAUUAUGAGUUUGGUGAAAUGGCAGACAGUGAGAAGGAUUCAGUGAUUAGUGACGAAGAAGAAAGCAAGAAAAUAAUUGUGGAAGUUUGUAGACCUAAAGAAGAGAAACGGUUCACUUGUACAGAGUGUGGAAGUGGCUUUGCAAAAGCACAUAACCUCAAAGUGCACAUGAGAACUCAUACUGGAGAGAAACCUUACACCUGUGCUGAAUGUCAGAGGAGCUUCACCAAACUAGAUAGUCUCAAAGCUCACAUGAGGAUUCAUACAGGAGAGAAGCCAUUCACCUGUACUGAAUGCGGAAGGAAAUUUUCACAGCCUCGUAGUCUUAGAAGGCACAUCAAAAUUCAUACAGGGGAGAAACCCUUUAUUUGUCCCAAGUGUGAUAGUAGGUUUUCAGAGUCAGAUAAACUCAAAAGACACUUAGGAACUCAUACUGAAGGUGAGAAACUAGUUUUUUGCCUUGAGUGUGGGAGAAGUUUUCCAAGCCCAGCGUCUCUCAAAAGUCACAUGAGAAUUCACGCAAAAGAAAAGUCAUGCAUUAAAUGUAAUUGCAAUUUUGAUUCUUCCAAGAGCCUCAAAGAGCACAUGAAAACUCACGAAAGAGAGAGACUGUUCCUUUGCAACGAAUGUGGGAAAAGUUUUUACGAACCAAGUGUUCUGAGAAUGCACAUGCGUUCUCAUACUGGGGAAAGGCCAUAUGCUUGCAAACUGUGUGGCAGUUCUUUUGCUCAAUCAAGUGUUCUUAAAAGGCACUUGAGAAUUCACACUGGAGAAAGGCCCUAUGUUUGCACAGAAUGUCCUAGUCAGUUUUCUCAUUCAAGUCAUCUCAAAACACACAUGAGGACUCAUACAGGAGAAAAGCCGUUUGCUUGCACUGUAUGUCAGAGGUGCUUUACACACUCCGGCGUCGCUCAAAGCACAUAUGAGAACUCAUACAGGAGAGAAACCAUACACUUGUAAUGAAUGUCAGCGUAGUUUUUCUCUCCUAGAUAGUUUGAAAACACACAUGAGGACACAUACAGGAGAGAAGCCAUUUGCUUGCACAGAAUGUCCAAGUACUUUUGCCCAAUUAGGUGGUCUGAGAGUGCAUAUGAAAAUUCAUACUGGAGAAAAGCCAUUUUCUUGCAAUGAAUGUCAAAGUAGUUUUUUACAGUCAAGUCAUCUGAGAAGGCAUAUGAGAAUUCAUACGGGAGAGAAGCCUUACUCUUGCAGUGAAUGUCAUAUGAGUUUUUCUCAGUCACAUGGUCUUAAAGCUCACUUGAGAAUGCAUACAUAAGGGACUGCAGAAUAUUUAUUGUUUUGAUCCAAGUUGUGAAUAAGUUUCACCCAUAGAUUUUUUGCAAAAAAAACUACGGUAAUUUUUUAAAAUGGUUCCAAACAGUUAUAUGUACUUUUUACAGUAAGCAUUAGAAAUAAGGUUACUGAAAUUAACUUUGUCAUUAGAAAACACUUCCGAUUACCAGUCAGACUUCUGUAGAUUGUGUC
This is a messenger RNA of Macrobrachium nipponense, 2381 nucleotides long. RefSeq names its product gastrula zinc finger protein XlCGF8.2DB-like. Gene Ontology annotation, cellular component: nucleus. The coding region runs from base 750 to 1856 and encodes 368 amino acids. NCBI's taxonomy places the organism in Eukaryota, Metazoa, Arthropoda, Malacostraca, Decapoda, Palaemonidae. The record is from RefSeq and is a predicted model, not a curated record. Gene Ontology annotation, biological process: regulation of transcription by RNA polymerase II. The transcript has a single exon. Gene Ontology annotation, molecular function: RNA polymerase II cis-regulatory region sequence-specific DNA binding; DNA-binding transcription factor activity, RNA polymerase II-specific.